This is a messenger RNA of Labrus bergylta (ballan wrasse), 1725 nucleotides long. It is a transcript of the gene ggt1a, whose product is annotated as gamma-glutamyltransferase 1a. The record is from RefSeq and is a predicted model, not a curated record. NCBI's taxonomy places the organism in Eukaryota, Metazoa, Chordata, Actinopteri, Labriformes, Labridae. Gene Ontology annotation, biological process: regulation of immune system process; glutathione catabolic process; peptide modification. Gene Ontology annotation, molecular function: glutathione gamma-glutamate hydrolase. Gene Ontology annotation, cellular component: plasma membrane.
AUGGUUGGGAAGUCCCUGAUUGCUGGUCUGGUGGUCCUUGCGGUGGCUGCAGUGAGCCUGUUCCUCGGGGUAUUCAUGGGCUUAGGGAAGAAUAACACGCCUCCCCCCUCGGACCACUUCUACUCUAAGGCUGCUGUUGCUGCUGAUGCGGGGAAGUGUUCAGAAGUGGGGAGGGACAUUCUGAAGAAAAACGGUUCAGCUGUGGAUGCCUCUAUCGCUGCCUUGCUAUGUGUUGGUCUCCUUAAUGCUCACAGCAUGGGUAUUGGAGGAGGGCUCUUCUUCGUCAUCUAUAACGCUUCCACAGGGAGGGUGGAAACCAUCGAUGCGAGGGAGACUGCGCCCAUGAACGCCACUGAAGACAUGUUUGGCAACAACACCAAGCUCUCUCGUACAGGUGGAUUGUCCAUAGCCAUUCCCGGGGAGAUCCGCGGUUAUGAGAUGGCACACAAGAGGCAUGGCAGGCUGCCAUGGAAAGACCUGUUUGAGCCCAGCAUUGCCUUGGCUCGUCAUGGCUUCCCCAUAGGAAAAGCUCUGGCCCAUGCCAUCUUCAAGAGCAGGGACUCCAUUCAAAGAGACGCCAACAUGUGUGAGGUGUUUUGUGAUUCUCAGAAAAACAUCCUAAAGGAAAAUGAUAUUGUAAGAUUUCCAAAGCUGGCCGACACUUACCAAAGAAUAGCAGAGGAGGGUCCUGAUGUGUUUUAUAACGGGUCAAUGGCACAGAGCAUCGUCAAGGACAUCCAGGCAGCAGGGGGCAUAAUCACCCUGGAUGAUUUAUUGGAGUACCAGCCUGUGCUGAAUGAAAACCCUCUGAGGCUCAACGUAGGGGAAUACACCAUGCAUGUCCCAGACGCCCCCUCCAGUGGGCCUGUGCUGGCACUCAUACUCAACAUAGUGGAUGGGUACAAUUUCACAGACACAAGUGUCUCUACAGCAGAGAAAAAGACUCUGACGUACCAUCGCAUCGUAGAGGCUUUUCGUUUCGCUUAUGCAAAGAGGAGCAGACUGGGAGACCCACGCUAUCUCAACAUUACAGAUCUCAUCCACAACAUGACCUCAGACUACUUCGCUGAUGGCAUAAGAAGCAAAAUAACCGAUGACACCACCCACCCAGACAGCUACUACGAGCCCGACUAUUUUGUCCCAGACAACCACGGGACGGCUCACCUGUCCGUCAUAGCUGAGGAUGGAAGCGCUGUGGCUGCCACCAGCACCAUUAAUCUGUACUUUGGUUCCAAAGUGAUGUCUCGAUCCACUGGAAUCAUUUUCAACGAUGAAAUGGAUGAUUUCAGCUCUCCGUACAUGACCAAUGGCUUUGGAAUCCCUCCUUCACCAAACAAUUUUAUUCAACCAGGCAAGAGGCCGCUGUCUUCCAUGUGUCCCACAAUCAUCUUUGACAAAGACAACAGAGUGAAAAUGGUGGUGGGAGCCUCAGGGGGCACUAAAAUCACCACAGCCACUGCCUUAGUCAUCCUGAACUCUUUGUUCUUCAACUAUGACCUAAAGAAAGCUGUGACCGAGCCAAGAGUUCACAAUCAGCUCAACCCAAAUAUGACCGUCGUGGAGCAGGGCUUUGAAAAGAGUGUCCUGGAGGGUCUGGUCCAGAAGAACCACGUCACACAGCUGCUGCGGAUUCCCGACUCUGUGGUCCAGGCGGUAGUGCGUCAGGGAGAGUGUCUCUGCGCGGAGUCCGACCCCCGUAAAGGAGGCUAUCCGGCAGGAUACUGA